UUUUGGUUAUUCGUACAACGUAGAAUAUAUAAUUAGAUAAAAUAGUUCUAUUAGUUCAUAAUGGAUUAACAUAAGUGUCUAUCUCAUGGUUAUUCAAUGAUGACUAUGACUUCACCUGGCAUUCGUUGAUUUCAUAAAAAUUUAGAUGCGAUUGUACUUCAAUAUGGCGAAUCGCGACAAAGGACGCAAAAAGUGGGGAGGAUUUUCACAAGAUAAUAUACAAAGUUCCAAAUCAGAAAAAGAAAGAUCAGUAGGAAUGCGUGGAGGGUGUAAUAGAGCACCACAAGCUUUAUACAGACCUGGGAGUGGACCACUUCGAAAAUCAGAGAAGUCUGCCGAUGACUUCGAUCAUGAAAAUAAUUCACAAGUAAAAUCAAAAUCAACAUCCGUCCAACAUCGUUUAAAGCAAUCACAGUCCAAUAGAUGCAGUCAAAUGUACCACAGUCCACCAUCAUCUUAUGCAGAAAAUCCAAAUGAAAAAUUGAAUGAUAUGCAUAUUAAUCUUAAAAAUGAUGAUAACAGUGAUCAAGCACAAGAUUCUUUUAAAAGUAACUAUGGUGGAGAUCUGAGAAGAAAAAGCAGGAAACCGGAACAGCAACUGUACGUACCUAAGAAAGUGAAGGAAGCAUUGGCUGAACAGGAUGUAGCGAAUAGAUUCGAUCGUGAUCAUGAAAGAGAAGAAAGUGAAGAUUGCGAUUCUCAUUCCAAUCGUAGUUAUAAAGGUCAUAGACAGCGUAAUCGUUCAGGUGGUCGCAGUGGUAGAGAUGAACAUGGAAAACGAUUUUUGGGUAAUCGUAGGAAUCGUCAUACCAAUGAAAAUGAAGAGAGUUGGAGGUCAGAUUCUCCAUUAUCUACUAAAAAUUAUGGUAACAGACGAGAUAAUCCACGAGAAAUUAGACAGGGUUCAGAACCUCUUUUUGUAACACCGAACAACUCAAAUGAUUUUUCUCGCACUCGAGAUACACGUAGUGUAGAACCCGCUGGACAUCCUGACAAAUUUCAGGGUAAACCACCUUCAGGCAAAAAGAGUGCUUCUAAUAAACUGGACUCUCUACCACCGCGUUUGCAAAAGAAGUAUAUGAUCGACAAUGGCUUAGCACCACCUAACAGUUCUUUUGCUUCUACGAUCGAAGAGUCUUGGAAUGGCACAACUGGUUCAUCAGUUUAUUAUCCACCUGCAAUUCAACAUUCACAAACUAUGCAAAACUUGCCACCUUCUGGUCCAUUACCACCUCAACCUUGUUGGUCUAAUACUGUACCUGUACGAAGUAGAGGUAGAGGUAGACUUAGACCAGAAGAAAUAGAAGGCCCAACCAAUGUGUUUAGACCUGUUACUCCGGAUCAGUAUUCGGCUCCAAGUUCAAGAUCUCAUACUCCCAGUCAGGAAUAUACAAAUCGGUCUUAUGAUCGUCGUGGUAGUAACAGUACAAUGUAUACAAGCAUGGAAAGUUUAAGUCGUGCUGAUAGUGUAAUGUUGCCACCUCCAAUAUCUACAUUAUCUAGUUCAAAUAGAUGUCAGAUUUCAUCUGAGGAACAACAUCAUAAUGCAUCGUCUCCAAUUUCUUCACAGCAUCGUACUUAUAAUACACAAAGAGUAAACAAUUCAAAUGAGGGUAAAUCUAUGGAGAAACAGCGUAGUCAGCAAAUACUAAGUCCAUCAAAAAGUGAACCUUUUAGUCUGUUACCUGAUAUGGCAUCAGACCGCACUCUUGAUUGGAGUGAGGAAGUUGAAUUAAGUGAGAAAUUAGAAGCACAACACCUGAGUCGUAGUUCGUCUGUACAAAGUUUACGCGAAAGUGUAAGUUUAUCUGGAUCUCAAUCAAAAAGAGAGGUUUACAAGCGAGGAAAAAAAAAGCGUGAUAAGAAACAUGCAGAUCGGAACAAUAGUUCAGAUAAAACACGUGUAAAUAGUCGUGAUCGUCAAAAUAAUCAACAGAAUAGAGAGAAUGACAGUUAUAACAAUAAUCAGAAAAAUACCAAUAAUAACAAAAGAUAUGAUCAUAGAAGACAUCGCAAUAUAAUUCAACGUAGUCGUGAAUCUAGUAAAGACAGAAAUUAUCGUAGUAGCAGUCGACAUUACGAAGAACUGCAUAGACCAAGACCAGCAGAUCGGCAUUUAGAUGAAAAUUGGAGAACUGGACGGAAAAUGUCUAUAUGCGAUUCGGAUGAAGGGAGACAAACUCCUAAAGUAUCUUCUCAUAUUAUCCCUACUCCAUUAUCAAAUGCAAAUUCAAAUACAGCAAUACGACAAGUAUCCCCUACAGGAUAUACCAAUACCCAAGCACCAGGAGUUUUGGUUUUACCAGAAACCAAUCAAUCGCCACCCAGCCAUACUGUUUCUCGACAACAAGGCAUUCAACAACAAAGAACAUUGUUUGAUCCUAAUAAUCCCAAUAAGCCUAUAGUUGUUACUUCUCCCGGUAGCAGAGCUAUUUCGCAAAGAGAGAAUCAAACGUCAUCUCAAACUACGAGUAUCCCUGUAUUUCAAUCUCAUACGGGUAUAGCACCUUACCAUAAUAAUUUUCAUGGAGCACCAUUGGAUGGAGUACCUUCGUCGUAUACGACAGAUCAGUUUGGCAAUAUGAGACCUUCCUGGUACGAUCCUUGUUCAGAAAGUUUCCGGUCUACAAAAAAUCCUUGCCUCUUGUUGGACAUAGGCAGAGCAGAUUUAGAAUUACAAUGGAUGCUAAGUUCUGGUGGUUUUACAACAAAUUGGGAGAGGGUGUCUUAUAUACGACACUUUCUUCAGGAUAGCUUGCAAACAUUGCUUAAGACUGAUAUCAAGUUCUGCCAAGCCGAGAAUGUUGAACAACAUUUUUGGAAAAUAUUGUUUUAUAAUAUGAUUGAAAUGUUGAGGAAAGGAAUGUCAAAAGAAAACUCAGAAAGCAAGGAGUAUUACAAAAAGACGAUGCUAAAUAUAAUUGACGAGGGUACUAUAUACUUGGAAAAUUUAAUUACAGUACUUGAAAAUACAUAUGACUUCAAGAUACAAGCAUUUCUCGCAUCAUCAACGCUACCUAAAGGUCUUGGAAUCUUAGGUUUAGCUUUAGUGAGCGCACAAAAAAUAUUUCUCUUUCUGGGUGAUUUAGCAAGGUACAGAGAACAAGCAAAUGAAACUACAAAUUACGGAAAAUCAAGACAAUGGUAUUCAAAAGCACAACAAAUCAACCCAAAGAAUGGAAGACCUUAUAAUCAACUUGCUUUAUUGGCACAUUAUGCCAAACGAAAAUUGGACGCAGUAUAUUACUAUAUGCGAUCACUGAUGGCGUCUAAUCCUUUUCACUCUGCUAGGGAAAGUUUGCUAGCGCUUUUUGAUGAAAAUAGGAAAAAGUACGAAUCUACGGAACGUAAACGUAAGGAAGAGAGGGAAUGGAAAGAAAGAGCCAGGAUGAAAGAAAAAGAAGGAGCAAAUAACAUUGGAGGAGGAUUAAGACGAGAAAUAUGGAUUCAUCCAGGUGGUAGAAGAGUUAGGCGUACAACCACGGCAGCUAGUACUACCGAUUCAAGAUUGGCACAAAGUGAUUUAGAAGAAUUAGCACAAUUGACGAGUGUUGAAGUGAAUAAACGUUUUGUUACAUCCUAUCUCCACGUACAUGGGAAGUUGAUCACCAAAAUAGGAAUGGAAACCUUUCAAGAGGCCGGCGUACAGAUGUUAAAGGAAUUCAGGGCUCUCUUGCAACAUUCGCCGUUACCACUUCCUGGCACGCGCUUGUUACAACUCCUGGCUUUGAACAUGUUCGCGAUCGAGACGACACAGCUGAAGGAUACACAAAUGGAACAGGGAUACCGAUCAGAGGUCCAGGAACGUGCACUUAUCGUGUCUUUACAGAUGUUUAGUUUGAUUUUGGAACGUGGUGUAUCUCUGUUGAAGACACAGUUGGACUGCGGAGAAGAACCUCGACUGGUCGUUGGAGAAGAUAUGCAAGUCCUUUUACCCGCCAUUAAGAUUUGGUGCGAUUGGAUGCUGUGUCACAGUACCGUUUGGAAUCCACCACCUUCUUGUACGGACUAUAGAGUCGGACCACCUGGAGAUGCUUGGAGUAGAUUAGCAACGAUGGCAAAUCUUUUGGAUAAGCUAAAUUACACCAGAACUGUUUUGAUACAAGCGAAAGACGCGGAGGGUCGUGAAGACGAACUCGAACUGGUGAAGUUGCCAGAAGAUACGACGUUGGCAGGAUUCACGCCAUUAAUGUCGAAUCCUCAAGAUCCUUGUUACGUAGAAAAGACGGAAGACAUGGAUAUCGCUCAGGUCUGUCUAAGGAUAAGCAAGGUGCUUUUCUUCGGUCAAGUAUUUUUGUGCGGAUUGGAGACACCAGUGUUGAAGUUGCAAAAGAAUGAGAUGGGUAUGAGCGAAUACGUAUCCGUAGUAGAAGCAUCCAGCAUCAGUUCGCCGAGUUCACCGCCUGAACAGAGCGAUUCGGAGCUCUUGGUGGAAAGUUACAGCGAAGACGAGGACGGACCAGUUUCUACAAUGAAGAGAUUGCCGUCGAGCAACGACGUAUUCGACGACAACGGGGCGCCUCUGGCUCUUGGAGAGAUAAGGUCGCUGAUUGAACGGAAGGAGGAGCUGGAGAGGAAGCAACGGAAGCAGGAUCGUCACCGACAACGAGUCCAGAUCAUUGCCAGAAGCGGCGUGACCCGGUCUCUAACCAGUUUCCACCGUCAACAAUGACUUAACAGCGUUCUCUGUAAGCGUUGAUCUCUGCACUCUGGCUUACUUACAUACUAUAGCAAGUAGAUACAAUUACUGUGUUUUGCACAUAGUGGUUUUUACGCGAGUAGGUGUGGCAUGUUAUUCAUACGGUUAAUUAGCCGAUGGAACGGAUUGUCGGAAAGAGGUAAAAAAGAAAGUACGAAAUUCACCGCUUUUCUACCGUGAUUGUAGCAAGGACAAGGUCGAAACCGGCUUACCAACUAAAAUUGUUGAACGAUUCUUUAAUUUCGCUUAAUAGAGCACGCGAGGGUCAAAACGCAGUAAGGGUCGAAAUUUACGUAAAUGGCUAGUUUGCAUCCUCGUAUGUACCGUUCUCCUUUUUUUCCUUUAGGUAUUAUUAAGGACAAGGAAGAAAUUUGUACAAAACGUUACCUGAAUUUCUAGAUAAUGUGAUUAUUUCUUCUUAUAUGUUUUACUUUUUUUUAUAUAUAUAUAGAGGGAGAGAAAAAAAAUGAUUACAGGAUGUUUAGAUAGUGUCCGCUUAAAUCUUUUAAAUUUGAAAACAAUAAAUGAAAUUCCAAAAAAACUCUAAAGACGUAGAAACCUAUGAUUUUAAAUGUUCAAAGAAUACUUAAAGAACAAAAAAAUAUUGCUAAUCGGAAAAUUGGGAAGUGUUUGAAAAAAACCAAAAUAAUUCUGUUCGGGAAAUAAUGUUGGGAUCAUCUGUCAAAUUAUCGAUUUCCUACUUUCCUAUUCUUUAUUUCUUUAUUAUUUUCAUUUUUGUUUUUAAUUUGAUUUGAAAUGAUUCUCUCUCUCUCUCUCUCUCUCUCUCUCUCUGUUUAUUUAUCUUCCCUUUUUUGUUUUGUACCUAUGCGACAUCUCGUCGCUUCUUUUACGUAUGGGGAUUUUUUGUUCAAUCUCUUUUUAUUUUUUACGCCACGAACUAGACAAGUAAUCAAAUUCGGAUUCUAAAAAGCGGUCACCGCUUAAUACGCUGUGUGCGUUACGUAUGAGAGAUGCGAGGGAAUGCGAGAUGAAGCAAGCAGGUUUUGCGAGGGAAGAAAGCAAAGCAUUGUGUACGUCGAUUAAAAUGGUAUUUUUUUUUUCCCUGAAAAAAGAGAAUGAAAAACCGAGUUAUUAGCAGAAUAAAAUAUUUUCUCAUGCGCGUAUAGUUUCAAACCUACGCAAAUAUCGUACAGAUAUACCAACAGUAUUAUCACUCUCAGUAUGGUAACACAUUCAGUUUGUGAUUCAGCGUACAGUACAAUUGCAAAAAGUUUACAUAAGAUUAUCGAUAUAUAAUUAUUGUAAUUGUAACCAACGCUAAAUGGUUUUAUGUAUAUCAAUAAAGUUAUAUUAAUUGACAUAUGUAUGUAAUAUUUCCUCAAAGAUAUUAGAAAUCUUGAAUGAGAUUUGUUUAAAAAUUGUAAAUGUAUACGAAAUUGAAUCAAGGAACUUUUUUCACUUUACUUUCGUCUUUUGUCGUGUAUUACCGUUAAGAAAAAGAGGAAAGAAUCAGGAUUUGCCGUUAAAAAAUAAUUAAGAUGAACGAAUCUAUGAAGAAAAAGGUUGUGCAUCGUCGAUAAAAAGAUACAUACAUAUUGAGUUUCUCGCCAAGUAAUUCUCUAACGGAUUCUUCGUCGAGUAGAGGUACUGAUCGGACUAACAAAUUCAGAGUCUAUGUCUACGGCUAUAAACAAUUGUCAAUUGAUUCUCUUUUUUCUUUCUCUUCUUUUUUCUCAGCCAGUAUUAUUACAAGGACGAACGUUUCUCUAUUUUGGAACAACUGACAUUGAAUCGAUAAACGUGGAAGAGGCGUGGCGUUGAUUACGGGUUUCUUCGUGUCGAUUUAUAAUGGAAAAGACAGCACCGUGUCAAAGCCAGCGACCGUAACUCGUCUAAUCUCCGAUCUUACCUACUAUCGAUUCGAUCAUUCAUCUUGAUACCGUAACGUUUAAUCGCGCAAUUUAAGAAGUUGUAUUUAUCUGUUCACGGAGACCGAGCGUGAUUCAACAACUGGUAAAUAUUUUAUUAUCCGAAUUUGUUAUUAUGUCAGUUGUUUCGAUAUAGACGAAUGUUCUUGCAGAAUAUUGUAAUAAUUCUUAUAUUGGAGAUUCUACCUUACGCAAAUUUUUAUUCGAUAUUUUAUUGAACGGUACAAUGAUAGACAACCAAGUAAAUCAGAUUUCGCAAUGCUGAACUUUUGGGCGCGUUUCUCGUCUCAUCGCAUUUAAAAAAGAAAGAGCAAAAUCGAGUUUUACCGAUUCGAUAUAUCGCAUCCAGCAUAUUCGUCGCACACGCUUUGCAGUUGAACCAUCGAACGGGUUUCUCCAUCGUUGUGGGUGAACGGCGAAGGAGACCGGGCGCGAUUCACGAGUGGAUGAGGAAAAAGAACCAAAUGAAUUCCUCCGGCGCAAUCACAAGGGCCAAGCUAACGGUACCGAAACUCUGUGAUACGAAGGACGCCACAACGAGAAACGAUUCCUUAUUCCUUCGUUUGCUUUUAUUAUUUUCGACACUCACGCUUCGAUAAAUUUCGUCGUUUUUGUUCCUUCCACGAUUCUCCUCCUGCCAGAACAUUUCUUUCUACUGCGAAACGUUUGGACCUGUUCCAAGAGAGGCGAGGAAUUAUAAAGAGUUGGAAGAUUGCAGAUUCUAUUUUUCGCUCCUUCGUACGUAAAACAUGUUCAAGAAAAUAUUUGGCUAGCGAAAUUUUUUUAACACAAGUUCCAUUCCAACUUUCUGCCUACUAAUUUAAUUAAAAGAAAUUUAAAGGAAACGACACGUUUCAAUUUAAAAUUCAUUUAUUCUGCUGAAGUGAUGAAUUUAUAGUGAGUCAAACAAAUUUUCAAAAAAUAAAAGAAAAACGAAAAGAAGACGAAAAGGAUAAAAUAGAUGAUUAAAAAAAAAUGGAGGACGAGCAUAUGAAUGCUCUUCCAAUGCAAAUUUCUUUUCACAAUUCCAUGAUUAUCGUACAAUUCUUUCUAAUCUCUUUGUUCUUAUCCGAAGACGACUUCAUAACUAGGUGUAAUUUAUUCUAGAUCUAACGAAACGAUUCUCUUCUGCCUUUUUUCUUUAUCCCAUCAUCUAGUUGGAGCUAUAACUAAACGGACGUUCGAGUAGUUCUUUAAUCUUCUGACAGAGUUGGUUUUCAUUAACGGAUACCUAAUUGGCUUCUCGAAUUUAUGCGCCAUAAUUAAGACGAUGUUGCGGAUCUUUGCAUAAAUUUAAUUAGGCUUCUCCUCGACCUCGUCGAAUAUCGCAUUGCGUCUUCUUUCCCGUGCGGGAUCUCGAGAGACCGAUCGUCGCUUCGAUCGUUCGUUCUAUCGUCUCGUCUAAUUACGAACUUCCUUCUAAUCACGCGUUUUACUUCCUUAUCGAUCUUGAUCUUAUCGCGUUAUAUUUAAUUUUAAUAUGUUUUAUUAACUCGUAACAUUUUGCUCCUUUCUUAUUUUCCGUUUUCCUGGCAAAUAAGAGAGAAACGUUCGAAUUGAAUUUCCUUCAUUGAUUUUUCAAAUCACAUUGCCGGUGCAGUCUUAUUAUUGACAUAGUUACAAAAAGCAAAAAGGAGACUCAAUAGGGAUAAUCUAAAUUUAAUCCGAUUUACAGAGUAUUCCGUAUCCUCAUUAUUCCUUUCGACUCCCAUCCAAGAGAAAUAGAUUAUCCUCCCAUGGGAUUUCCAACGCUUCUCAGCACGAUCUUAAAAGGAAGCGGUGGAAAAAAGAGAGUGGAUGGGGGGCGUAAAAUAUGUCUUCUUGUGAAUAACAACCGAAUUUAUCACUGAACAUAUGGCAAAGUAGAGAACAUCGACUAUUGGAUGCUGUCGAACAUUUAUGAACGGGAUGGAAGGAUCUUCGUUUCGUGCGCGUCUCGUAAGACAAGUAAAAAGAAAUUUUCAUAUAGAAAAGCGAUUUCUACUAUGUAAUAUACUUACUCAUAUUUAAUAAUACAGUGUUAUUAUUUAUAAUCGGUUGUUUGUUUUCUUUUGUUUUUGCUUUUUUUUCUUUUUUCUUUACAAUUGAUAAAUAACGUAUCAAGAUUCUUAGCAGUCGUCUUAAACAACGUAUAGAAAAAUUUUUGAAAAAUAUCAUGUAAAAUAAAAAUAAAAUUUCACUUUCGGUAUAUCACAUCGUCCUUUCGAAGUGACAGAAUCUAUUUCCAAGUUGGCGUUAAUGCGCUGCUCUCUCGAUGUCCUUAGAACUACGAUACCGGACGUUAAAAUCGAGGUCGUCUUUGCUCGCUGAUGUUCGGCGAUCGCGGGGCUAACGACCUACCGUUGCUAAUUGUAAAUAAUAACUAAAAUAAAGCGUUUCUACGCGUCCCUCAUAAUUAUUGUCUGUCUCGCGAUGUUUUGUUAUGUGGUUAGAACCAUUUUCGCAUAAUAUUCGUAUUCGUGUUUGUGUAUGUGCUAUGAGUAACUUCGAUCAUGAGCCUUGGUACAUGUGCAUGCGAGCACAAGCAAAAUGGAAAAUUCUCUUCCUCGUUAUCCUAAAAUAUUUACGAUCAAUGAAGCCAUCGCCUUCUUUUGAAGAUAAUAAAUUUAAUUUUACGUGGCUGAAAAUAAUUCAUCGACAUUACGUAGAAAACGACGACGACGUUUAAUUAUUUUUAAUUUGCGAUAAUGGGUCGUCCUUUCUAUCCAGACACAAUCAAUGCAAAAAACUUUUAAUAGUGUUAGCUUUUAUAAGUAUUAAAUAUUAACGCAUACUCACAUAUUCGUGAUAUCUGUAUUAUCCGUGUAACAACACGUUAAGAAUAUUCUUGUAAAUCUUUCGAGAAUUAUUAUACUUUUUUUCCCAAAACUUCACGAAAAAUUACGACCUACAAACGUUCCCUCCUUUGCCGUUGAUUACCGUAAAUGAUGAGAUAAAUUUGUUACGAUUAUUUCACGCGUUAUGUUUUGUAAGCGUGUCGUCGAAUAUAUUUAAGAAGGAUACAUAAGGAAGUAUUUUUUCUUUUUGUAAUUAGUACGGUGAGUAGCAAUAGUACCGUUUAAAUUCACAGUAAC
Vespula vulgaris is the source of this 9662-nucleotide messenger RNA. Its product is annotated as telomerase-binding protein EST1A-like. Gene Ontology annotation, biological process: nuclear-transcribed mRNA catabolic process, nonsense-mediated decay. The transcript is spliced from 24 exons. The coding region runs from base 146 to 4672 and encodes 1508 amino acids. Gene Ontology annotation, cellular component: telomerase holoenzyme complex. Lineage: Eukaryota; Metazoa; Arthropoda; Insecta; Hymenoptera; Vespidae. Gene Ontology annotation, molecular function: telomerase RNA binding; telomeric repeat DNA binding; protein binding. The record is from RefSeq and is a predicted model, not a curated record.